UCCGAUGUCUCGCAAGCAGGCGGCGAAGGCCCGGCCGGGGAAGGCGGAGACGGAGCGCAAGCGGGAUGAGCGGGCGGCGCGGAGGGCCCUGGCCCGCGAGAGGCGGAACCGGCCUCAGGCGGAAGGCGAGGGGGUCGCGGCGGCGGGCGGCCUGGCCGGUCAGCUCCAAGCGCUGGGGCUGCGCCUCAGGGAGGUGCCGGGCGACGGCAACUGUUUGUUCCGGGCUCUCGGGGACCAGCUUGAAGGACACUCCCGGAACCACCUCAAACACCGCCAGGAAACGGUGGACUACAUGAUCAAGCAACGGGAAGACUUUGAGCCUUUUGUGGAAGAUGACGUUCCCUUUGAGAAGCACGUUGCCAAUUUGGGACAGCCUGGCACUUUCGCCGGAAACGAUGCUAUCGUAGCCUUUGCGAGGAACAAUCAAGUGAACGUUGUUAUCCACCAGAUGAAUGCUCCUCUGUGGCAGAUUCGAGGAACAGACAAAUGCAAUGCCCAAGAGCUGCACAUUGCCUACCGGUACGGAGAGCACUACGACAGUGUCCGAAAAAUCAAUGAUAACUCGGAGACCCCUGCCCGGUUGCAGACAGAGAUGCUGUGCAAAAAUGAAUCGAACAAAAAAGAAAAUCUCCAACUCAAGAAGGCGGAGGAGGAAUCGGAAGAGGAGAUACGAGAUGAAAUCGAGGACGCGGUGCAGAAAGUCCGGAAUGCAACUUGCUGUUUGGAUACUGAUCUAAUUGUCCAGGUCCUUGAGUCAGAGAACUACAGCAUCGACUCUGCAAUAUUUGCUAUUCUUCAAAUGAAUGAGGUGAAACGGCUGCACGACGAGGAAGUGCACGAGGCUCAGGCAAACCAGCAGAAGUCACGUCCCCAGUCGGCACUCUGGGAGGAGAACGGAAGCGGCGCCCGGAUUUUUGGAACUCAGGGCAUAGAAAACAACAAAGCCCAGACGAGCCUUGCAGAAGGAAACCAAAGCAGUAAAAAGCAGGCUCCCAAGGUCUCCAACAAGCAAAAGAAGGAGCAGCAUCGGCUGGAGAAGAAAUGCCGUCAGGAAGACCGACACCGGCAAAAAAUCCUGGCCGGCAAGAGCAACAAUACUGACAACAACAACAGCAGGGCGGACUGUGAGACGCAGGUCACCCUGGUGAAGACCGUAGCCGCUCUGAACAUCUGACUCAACGGCCUUUCUG
Molecule: messenger RNA, 1190 nt
Organism: Euleptes europaea (tarantolino)
Lineage: Eukaryota; Metazoa; Chordata; Lepidosauria; Squamata; Sphaerodactylidae
Gene: OTUD3
Product: OTU deubiquitinase 3
Exons: 8
Coding region: 5-1174 (389 amino acids)
Biological process (GO): protein deubiquitination
Molecular function (GO): cysteine-type deubiquitinase activity
Source: RefSeq, a predicted model, not a curated record